AUGGUUGAUAUUAAAUCUACUUCGAACGCCGUAUGGUGGAUAAAAAAUCCCAAAGAACAUGAACGUCGUACCACGUUGUGUCAGGAUAUGACAGAUUUAUUUCGCAAUAUAUCCAUGCAUGGCUACAAUAAACUUCUCGAAACGGAAUUAUUUUUAUAUGAAAAAUUAAUUUGGUUCUGUCUACAUGUGACAACUUUGGCCGUUGUGAUAACUAUACUGUCAUACACAUGGGAUCAAUUUGUCCUUCAAUAUUUUGCACUUAAUUUACAUGAUCCACUGUAUCCAAUAGAGAAUAUGCCAUUUCCCGGUGUAUCAAUAUGUUCCAAUAAUCGUAUAUCACGACAGGCAGCUGAAAGAUAUGCAUAUGAAUUGUAA
Messenger RNA from Lucilia cuprina (Australian sheep blowfly), 375 nucleotides. RefSeq lists its product as uncharacterized. Gene Ontology annotation, molecular function: sodium channel activity. The transcript has 2 exons. Lineage: Eukaryota; Metazoa; Arthropoda; Insecta; Diptera; Calliphoridae. Gene Ontology annotation, cellular component: membrane. The record is from RefSeq and is a predicted model, not a curated record. Gene Ontology annotation, biological process: sodium ion transport. Bases 1 to 375 code for a protein of 124 amino acids.